Messenger RNA from Cyclocybe aegerita, 768 nucleotides. The record is from the annotation of a GenBank genome assembly. NCBI's taxonomy places the organism in Eukaryota, Fungi, Basidiomycota, Agaricomycetes, Agaricales, Hemipholiotaceae.
AUGGCACGCUCAAAGAACCAGCUCGGCAUCGACAGCUCUCCAGGGAUAACAAGACGAACACGUACAUCCAGUCCAGGGGGCAGUCGCGCGAGAUCGUCAGUUUCACCAGAGUCGGAACGGCCUACAGGCCCUCUGUCUGUUGUUGUGCCGUCUUCAAGUCGAGACGUUGUGAAAGUGAACAACGCCAAUGCCACAGAGCUGAAGAAUGCCUGUGAUGAUGCCGUGAAGCGCUAUCUAUCACGACCAGAGUUGUUCAAGCAAAUCCACCUACACACGGACGUUCGGCUCGCACUUGGCUGGCUAAGUGUAUUCGUGGCCGCAGGAACAGCGUUCUACGGAUACAAGGUCGACUUCGAAAAGUCGAAACCUGUUGUAACAAUCGGACUUGUUGUAUACAUGAUCCUGACCGCCGCCCAAACUCUGUACGCUUAUUUCAUCGAGGGCGCCACCAUCUUUGUCGGGAAGCGAAAGACGUUCUCCAAACGAAUAAUUACGGAGCGCAUUCACCUUGAUUCCAACACAGUAUCCCCAUCCAAGUCCGGCAAAAUUUCAACCACCGUCUCCGCCUCCAACGCCCCCUCAUACCAACUCUCCGUAUCUUACGUCCGUUCCACAAACGGUGGCAAAUCCCUCCUCGCAAAAGGCCGCACAAGGGCCUCACAACCUUACAGCUCGUUCUUCGACGAACAAGGCACCAUGAACCAAGAAGUCUUCGAGCGCUGGGUCGGCGAGCAGGUGGAACAGACGAUGGACGGGAAACUGGCGUGA